AUGAGACUAGAAAGUAUCAAACAAAGCAAUGAAGAAUCUCUAUCACCACAAAAACUUCAGCUUCUAGUUCUAGCAGAAUUAGCUAUAACAAAUAACAGCUCAGAUGAACAAAUGCAAGUGAUAACUCAAGAAGAUCCUUUACUAGAUACAGAAAUGCUACCAAGAGAUGAACUUGCCAUUUAUGGCUAUAGAACACCACAUCCAUCUGCAAGUUGCAUUCUCAAAGCAGCUUCUCCUUCUGACAAAAAUGAAAAAACAGAUAGCUUUAUCAUAAUCUAA
This is a messenger RNA of Cetraspora pellucida, 279 nucleotides long. Lineage: Eukaryota; Fungi; Glomeromycota; Glomeromycetes; Diversisporales; Gigasporaceae. The record is from the annotation of a GenBank genome assembly.